Rhipicephalus sanguineus (brown dog tick) is the source of this 1428-nucleotide messenger RNA. RefSeq names its product phospholipid-transporting ATPase ABCA3-like. NCBI's taxonomy places the organism in Eukaryota, Metazoa, Arthropoda, Arachnida, Ixodida, Ixodidae. The annotation marks the transcript as partial. Gene Ontology annotation, biological process: transmembrane transport; lipid transport. The record is from RefSeq and is a predicted model, not a curated record. Gene Ontology annotation, cellular component: intracellular membrane-bounded organelle; membrane. The transcript has 8 exons. Gene Ontology annotation, molecular function: lipid carrier activity; ATP hydrolysis activity; ABC-type transporter activity.
AUGGAUGCACAGGGUGGAACGAAUGCUUUACUGGGCUGCAUGGCAUCGGUGUUUAUAGAGCACUACGCGCUCACCAUGGAGAGCUCCCCGCUGAUUGCGCUGGUGGAAAUAGUGCUACAAGUUCUGCGCCUGCUGCCUUCCUUCUCCUAUUCGCGGGGCCAGACGAAGCUCUUGCAGCUCGCCAAUGAGAACUUCAUCUGCCGCAUCGGCGGACAAGUGCUCGAAGCCGCCUGUUUCGCCAAGACCGGCGAAGCGAAGCUUUCGCUGAAACAGUGCUGUGCACAUAUCAACGACCCCGAUCCAGCGAAGUACGCAAUCAAUCCAGUGGACCCUCAUAAUUAUUCUGCCUGCUACGAGAUGCUCACUCUCGCUAUCGAAGGUCCUGUGCUUUUCGUGUUGCUCAUAUGCCUCGACCGCUUCUGGCUCCGUCGGCUCGACCAACGUUUGAGCGAACCCGAUUCUGAACAGCAGCUCAUGAUGAAAGACCAGCCUGGUGCUCAAGGCCUCGGCGCAAACGUGGGCAGCACAAAGGCUGCCAAGCGCUACGACACAGAUGUGCUUCAGGAGGAUAAACUGGUCACUGGACUGCUCUACGAGCGCAUGCCGCCACCACAAGGCGUCAGUCCAGCAAUGAUAGUCUGUCGCUUGCAGAAGUCGUACGGCUAUGUCGACACCAACGUGGUGCUGAAGGGCUUAAGCUUCACCGUGAGACCCGCCGAGUGCUUCGGCCUCCUCGGUGUGAACGGCGCCGGCAAAACGACCACGUUCAGGAUACUCACGGGCGAGAUACUGCCGCACGAUGGCGAUGCCUUCGUUAACGGAUUCUCAGUCGUUCGCGAGCGUUCCCAGUUCCAUCGCUACCUGGGCUACUGUCCGCAGCGCGAAGGCCUUCUGGACAUGCUGACCGGCCUGGAGACCCUGCUGCUGUACACCCGAAUGCGCGGCAUACAGCUCACCGAGCAGUACCUACACACACUGCUAUCCAUUUUUAACCUCGAAGAUAUCGCCGAUCAGCUUGUGGCACAGUACAGUGCCGGCAAUCGGCGCAAGCUCUCCAUGUGCGUCUCAAUGAUCGGCAUGCCCAACGUGCUUCUUCUGGACGAGCCGUACGCCGGUGUCGGGACCACAUCGCGGAAGCGCAUCGUGCAUUACCUCAGCGCCCUGCAGCGUGUGGCCAAGAUAUCCGUCGUGCUGACCUCGCACAGCCUUUCCGACGUCGAGUUCUUGUGCAACCGCAUCGCCAUCUUGGGAGAUGGAAAGCUACAAUGCCUCGGCUCGUUUUCGCACCUAAAGGACAAAUUCGGGAAGGGCUACACCAUCACGGUGAAGACGUAUCCGGACAGAAAGCAAGACGUCGUCUACCACCAAGAAGUUGCACGUGAAGUGGUCAAGAUCUUCGAUGAAGCGGAGCUCGUGCAUAGCUUCGAG